AUGUCAACACCUGAGACGUUCGCUAUCGGUGGAAAUAUUUAUAUAUAUAUAUUUUUUGUAAUUUUCUUAAGUGUUGUCAUCUUGGCUCUGGAAAUUAUUGGCAACAUGUUCUGUCGUCUCUGCUGGAUUGAUUUUAAUGCCGGCGAGGCGAUGGUGGAGUGCGCGGGUCCCUGUGGAAGUUGCUUCCACCGCAAUUGUGUCGAUGUCACCGGGGAUGUGGCGCACAUCCUGGCCACCGGCGGUGGUUACUAUUCCGGUCUGGAAUGGUACUGCCGCACUUGUCGUCAACUUUAUCGCCUGCAAGUGUACUUCGAGGUAGCUAUAAGUGAAGAACGACUCCAUCCCACAGCUCUUUAG
Molecule: messenger RNA, 357 nt
Organism: Drosophila mauritiana
Lineage: Eukaryota; Metazoa; Arthropoda; Insecta; Diptera; Drosophilidae
Exons: 1
Coding region: 1-357 (118 amino acids)
Source: RefSeq, a predicted model, not a curated record